Messenger RNA from Nannospalax galili (Upper Galilee mountains blind mole rat), 1527 nucleotides. It is a transcript of the gene Nhej1, whose product is annotated as non-homologous end joining factor 1. Bases 141 to 1085 code for a protein of 314 amino acids. NCBI's taxonomy places the organism in Eukaryota, Metazoa, Chordata, Mammalia, Rodentia, Spalacidae. The record is from RefSeq and is a predicted model, not a curated record. Gene Ontology annotation, cellular component: nucleus; DNA ligase IV complex. Gene Ontology annotation, molecular function: DNA end binding. Gene Ontology annotation, biological process: double-strand break repair via nonhomologous end joining. The transcript is spliced from 8 exons.
AGGCCUCUCCAGGAGUGACGUUUUGUUUUGGCUUCUGGACCAUUUCGGCUUUGUUAGCCCUUGAAGGGGUUCCGAGCUAUGUCUCAGGCCAGCGGUGCUGUAAAGAUGAAAGGCUGAAUCCCAGCAGGAGUGGUGCAUGGAUGCCAGAGGGCGUUCCUGCUGUGGCACGCGGUGGCAGACGAAAGAUGGCAGAACUGGAACAAGGCCUGUUGAUGCAGCCGUGGGCAUGGCUACAACUUGCUGAGAACUCACUUUUGGCCAAGGCUUAUUUUGAUAAGCAGGGUUAUGCCUUGCUGGUUUCAGAUCUUCAACAGGUGUGGUAUGAACAGGUGGACACUACAGUGGUCAGCCAGCGAGCCAAGGAGCUGAACAAGAGGCUGACUGCACCCCCUGCAUCUUUUCUUUGUCAUCUGGAUGAUCUGUUAUGCCUGUUGUUGAAGGACGCCACUCACCCUAGCAAGGCUACAUUCUCCUGUGAUCGUGUGGCAGAGGCACUGAUACUGCGGGUGCGGAGUGAGUUGUCUGGUCUGCCCUUCAACUGGCAUUUCCACUGUACCCCAGCAAGUUCUUUACUGGUCUCUCAACAUUUGGUUCGUCCUCUGAUGGGCAUGAGCCUGGCUUUGCAGUGUCAUGUGAGAGAGCUAACAACAUUACUUCGGAUGAAGGACCUAGAGAUCCAGGACUACCGAGAGAGCGGAGCUAUGCUGAGCCGAGGCCGAUUGAAGACAGAGCCCUUUGAAGAAAACUCUUUCUUGGAACAGUUUAUGGUUGAGAAAUUACCAGAGGCAUGCACUGUUGGUGAUGGAAGGCCUUUUGCCAUGAAUCUGCAGAGUUUGUAUGUGGCAGUCACCAAACAGGAGAUCCAAGUGGGACAGAAGCAUCAAGGAAAGACUCAGACCUCAAGCAAUGCCUCCCCUAGAGGAACUGAUAGCCAGCUUCAGAAGCAGAACCAGCUAGAACAUCCAGUCUCCUCAACUCCAGCCCUCUCAGAGCCUGAACAUGAGCCCAUGGGUACUUCAGGUUCUAUACAGAGACUUCAACUGUCAAAGGCCAAGAGGAAGAAGCCAAGGGGGCUCUUCAAUUAACAUGCCAUGUCUCAGUCUCUGAGAGUGAAGAGAACAGCUUCUUAGCAUCAUCUGGAAGGGAGCUGCCUGGCAGAAUACCUCUUGAAUGAAGUUGUAAGCAGAGGCCCACUGUCAGAGCAAGAGGACUAAGUUUAUGUUGAUGGGCCACCUGAAUGUGUACUGUUCACCAGGAGAAGCUUGGCUCCAACUCCCUGGCAUUGACCUCCCCUACAUGAGUAGAAGCCAGCCCCUCUUUCAGUGAAGGUUUUUUUCUAGACCUAGCACUAUAUGGUGGACUUAGAUAUAUAAAGCAAGUCUGUAAAAGGCACAGCAUGCCCUGGAAGCCUCUCUACUUUGCUCAAAGGUCCCUCACUGGUUCCAUGGGCUUCUUAGAGAACUGCUUCUCUCUUUAGCAUGGAAUAGACAGCACCCAUACUUCCUGAUUUUCUUAAUCUUUUUAAAA